GCCAGUUUGUUCUCUUGCGCAUGCUCUCGGGUCAGACGAUUGUUUCCGAAAAAGUGGGAAGAAAAUGCCGCUGUGUAAAGCUGUAAUAGUGCCUGGGAAUGGAGCUGGAAACGUGGAACAUUGCAACUGGUACGGGUGGGCCAACAAAGAGAUCAAUAAAAUUCCCGAUAUGACCUGCUUGCUGAAAAAUAUGCCGGAUCCGGUGACGGCCAGGGAGAGCAUCUGGCUGCCCUUCAUGGAGGAGCAACUGCAGUGUGACGAGAACACCGUGAUCAUCGGGCACAGCUCCGGUGCCGCCGCCGCGAUGAGGUAUGCAGAGACGCACAAGGUGCAUUCCAUUGUGCUGGUGGGCGCUUACAUCUCAGACUUGGGUGAUGAGAACGAGAGAGAGAGCGGGUACUUCGGCCGGCCGUGGGAAUGGGAGAAGAUCCGGGGGAACUGCGCUCACAUCGUUCAGUUCGGCUCCACGGAUGACCCGUUCCUGCCGUGGGCCGAGCAGCAGGCGGUGUCGGAGGGCCUGCGGGCCCAGCUCCACAAGUACAGCGACCGCGGACACUUCCAGAACUCCUGCUUCCCGGAGCUGCUCGCGGCAGUGCGCAAGCUGAAGGCCCAAUAAGCGUCAGCGCAGAGCCUAUAGACAACCAAGAUGACCAACUCUACCCUACCCUCUGCUGCAUAACUACCGGGCUACCGUUUGCUGUUACGGAACGGAAAGUCCAUUCCCACAGGGUUGCACUUAGAGAGCGACUUCACUGUAAUACAGAAGCAAGAACACGUGCAGAAUUAGAGCUGUAGAGAGUUCACGGCUACAUUGUAUCUUAUCUGACCCGUGUUCCGUAGGUGUUCGCUAAUGCACAUUAUUAUCGUACAUCACUUCUGCCAAACGUCGCCAUUUCAUAUGAAGAGUCCGUUUUAUACUCACUGUAUGGCAGGGAUCUGAUCCCUGCUACAGGGAACAAAGGUAGUCUGUGCCAAAGGUCUUCAUAACUCCUGCAUUGUGGAUGCAUGUUAUUUAAAUAAAAUAACUACACAAUGGAAA
Molecule: messenger RNA, 1039 nt
Organism: Conger conger (European conger)
Lineage: Eukaryota; Metazoa; Chordata; Actinopteri; Anguilliformes; Congridae
Gene: rbbp9
Product: retinoblastoma binding protein 9
Exons: 5
Coding region: 65-616 (183 amino acids)
Molecular function (GO): hydrolase activity
Source: RefSeq, a predicted model, not a curated record